CCUCCGCCUGCCCGGCCGCGCCCCCGGGGGCCAUGGUCGCGGGGCCCUGCGCGGGGGCGGCCCCCAGCGCGGCGCUUCAUGGAGCGGCCCUGGCCUGGCCGCCGGGGGCAGCGCGAUCCCGCGGGGCCCUGUGAGCCCCCAGCGCCACGGCACCAUGUUGCUGGUUGAGAAGACAACUGACUCCCCGGCGGCUGAGUUCUCGCUGGUGGAGGACGUGGCGCUGCACUUUGCCUGCUUGAUGGGCCGCCUGAACGAGCAGCGCCUCUUCCAGCCUGACCUCUGCGACGUGGACUUGGUGCUGGUGCCCCAGCGCAGCGUCUUUCCGGCACACAAGGGUGUGCUAGCCGCCUACAGCCAGUUCUUCCACUCACUCUUCACCCAGAACAAGCAGCUGCAGCGUGUGGAGCUGUCCCUGGAGGCACUGGCACCUGGUGGCCUGCAGCAGAUCCUCAACUUCAUCUAUACGUCCAAGCUGCUGGUCAACGCGGCCAACGUCCACGAGGUGCUCAGCGCCGCCUCAUUGCUGCAGAUGGCUGACAUCGCUGCGUCCUGCCAAGAGCUGCUGGACGCCCGCUCUCUAGGCCCACCAGGUCCGGGCACUGUGGCCCUGGCCCAGCCGGCUGCCAGCUGCACUCCAGCUGCGCCGCCCUACUACUGUGACAUCAAGCAGGAGGCCGACACCCCAGGCCUGCCCAAGAUCUAUGCCCGUGAGGGCCCUGACCCUUACUCGGUGCGUGUUGAGGACGGGGCAGGGACUGCUGGUGGCACAGUGCCUGCCACCAUUGGGCCAGCCCAGCCCUUCUUUAAGGAGGAGAAGGAGGGUGGUGUCGAGGAGGCCGGUGGGCCCCCAGCCAGCUUGUGCAAGCUGGAGGGUGGAGAAGAGUUGGAGGAAGAGCUUGGGGGUUCUGGCACCUACAGCCGCAGGGAGCAGUCCCAGAUCAUCGUGGAGGUGAACCUCAACAACCAGACACUGCACGUGUCCACGGGGCCAGAGGGGAAGCCAGGUGCCGGGCCAAGCCCGGCCACCGUGGUUCUGGGCCAGGAGGACGGGCUGCAGAGACACUCGGACGAGGAGGAGGAGGAGGACGAGGAGGAGGAGGAAGAGGAGGAAGAGGAAGGUGGUGGCAGUGGACGGGAGGAGGAGGAGGAGGAGGAAGAGGGUGGCAGUCAGGGAGAAGAGGAAGAAGAGGAGGAGGACGGGCACAGUGAGCAGGAAGAGGAAGAGGAGGAGGAAGAGGAGGAAGGGCCUAGUGAGCAGGAUCAAGAGAGCUCUGAGGAGGAGGAGGAGGGGGAGGAGGGGGAGGCUGGGGGCAAGCAGGGGCCACGGGGAAGCCGAAGCAGCCGGGCAGACCCCCCUCCCCACAGUCACAUGGCCACACGGUCCCGGGAGAACACCCGGCGCCGGGGUACCCCUGAACCUGAAGAAGCUGGGCGGCGGGGUGGGAAGAGGCCAAAGCCACCCCCUGGAGUGGCCUCUGCAUCGGCCCGAGGGCCGCCAGCCACUGAUGGGCUGGGGGCCAAGGUGAAGCUGGAGGAGAAGCAGCACCAUCCAUGCCAGAAGUGCCCACGAGUUUUCAACAACCGCUGGUACCUGGAGAAACACAUGAAUGUGACCCACAGCCGCAUGCAGAUCUGCGACCAGUGCGGCAAGCGCUUCCUGCUGGAGAGCGAGCUGCUGCUGCACAGGCAGACAGACUGCGAGCGCAACAUCCAGUGUGUGACAUGUGGCAAAGCUUUCAAGAAGCUUUGGUCCCUCCAUGAGCAUAACAAGAUUGUGCACGGCUACGCAGAGAAGAAGUUCUCAUGCGAGAUCUGUGAGAAGAAGUUCUACACCAUGGCCCACGUGCGUAAGCACAUGGUUGCCCACACCAAGGACAUGCCCUUCACCUGCGAGACCUGCGGAAAGUCCUUCAAGCGCAGCAUGUCCCUCAAGGUGCACUCACUGCAGCACUCAGGGGAGAAGCCGUUCAGAUGUGAGGAGCCCCUGAGUGUGUCCCUCCUUGGCCCUGUGGCCACAGGGGAGCUGUUCCUCCACAAAGGCUGCUCUUCUGCUCUGUGCCUGGGCCUCACCCCCAAACCCCACCCCCAGAACUGCAAUGAGCGCUUCCAGUACAAGUACCAGCUGCGGUCACACAUGAGCAUCCACAUUGGCCACAAGCAGUUCAUGUGCCAAUGGUGCGGCAAGGACUUCAACAUGAAGCAGUACUUCGAUGAGCACAUGAAGACCCACACAGGAGAGAAGCCGUACAUCUGCGAGAUCUGUGGCAAGAGCUUCACCAGCCGGCCCAACAUGAAGCGGCACCGGCGCACGCACACGGGCGAGAAGCCGUACCCGUGCGACGUGUGUGGCCAGCGCUUCCGCUUCUCCAACAUGCUCAAGGCCCACAAGGAGAAGUGCUUCCGCGUCAGCCACACCCUGGCCAGCGACGGCGUCCCCGCUGCCCCGGGCCUGCCCCCAACCCAGCCCCAGGCGCACGCACUGCCCCUGCUCCCGGGGCUGCCCCAGACCCUGCCGCCCCCGCCCCACCUGCCGCCCCCGCCUCCGCUCUUCCCCACCACUGCCAGCCCCGGCGGGAGGAUGAACGCCAACAACUAGCUGCCAAGCUGCACCCGUGCACCCGCUGGGGCCUGGAGUCAGGGCCCACUCCAGGAGGGACCCACUGCCUUCCCAGGGAGCACAGCAGUGCGGGCCUGGGCCCUGCUCCACCUCCAGAAGUGGCUGGAUGUACCCUGCCUGAGGCCCCGACGAGGAGGGGUAUGCAGGCUGGCAGGCCCCAGAGCUGGUGGAGGGCAUCUCACUCCCAAGUGCCCCCCCUUUCUGUGACUCCUUGAAGCCUUUACUUUUUUUUUUUUUUGGAAGUGAAGGAAAAAGAAACUAUUUACAGCACUCCCCUCCAGGUGAGGGGGGUGCUGGGGGUCUGCAGCAGAAAGAAAGGGGCCUGGGCAGCAGGUGUGGCCAGUCCCUCUGCCAAGGCCUGUGCCAGAGGGGUUGGCCAGUUGGAGCCUGGGUCAGCCUCAGCAGCCUAUCCCCAUGUCAUCUAUGCCCCUAAUUUGCUUCCUCAUCUUGGAGGGUUUGGGGAGAAGUUGGCGUGCCACCCCCACAACCCCUGAGGAGGUGUAGACCCAGUCUGAGAGCCGCAAGCACUGAGGCAGGGCCUGAGACUGGACCUGGGUGAGCGUGGGGGGUGGAGGAUGGCGAGGUGCAGAGACUGCAGACCAGUGCUUCACUGUGUGGAGUGGGGCAGGCAGGGGCUGGACCCCAGGGACUUGCCUUCCCCACCCACUCUGCUGCCAGCAGGCCCAGGGAUCCCUGACCUGCACCAGGUGGCACCAAGGGUCCUGAGUCCUGGAGAUGUCCCCAGAAGCUGCUGUGCCUCACAGCGCUGUGAGCCAGACCCUCUGUGGGCAGACAGGCUGACUGGCAGCACCAGCUUUGGGGGCAGAGUCCUAGGAUGAGGCUUGGGCAGUGCUGGUAGGGUUUCAAGGUGCUAUUAGUGGGGCUGGGGCAGGGGCAGGGCGGCUGCUCACAGAGCACCCCAGUUCCUCACCAGCUACUCUGGCCAUAUAUCCCACACCAGAAGGAACAAGUGUGGCUGUGUCCAUCUCUGCUCCCCCAAAGGCCCGCUCUAGGCCUUAUCCUCCCUCUAGGUCCUGCCACAACCUGUCCCUGGCUGGCUCCAGCAUCCUCGUCCCUCCUGGGCCUAGGCACCGGUGGGUGGGGCGCCCAUAGCACUGCCGGUAAAGGAGCCUGCAUGUUCAGGCCCCUCGGGGGAUUGGGGGGACUGGGGAGGCGCAGCCUAGACCCAAUUGCUUGCCCCCAUGAGGCUAGCACUAAUAGGAAACCCUUUUUUGUUGUCAUUUAAUGUCUUUAUUCCUGCCUUUAAUAUGGGGAGGAAGGUUCCAUAAGCUACAUGUUUCCUAGUUAAGCUCUUUCCUAUUGUGUUUAUACAGUUUUGUUUGUUAUACUCUUUGCACCUUAAACCCCCACCACUCCCCGACACUAUUGCCUUCCCAGCAUGGCUGGAGUGGGAAGAGGCUUGGGCCCCAGGGGAAUGGUUAGGGGGACUGAACCCCUCUGACCUUAUGAGGCCCAUGGCACUGGGGCAGGGAGCUGGGGACAUUUUAAUCAUCAAUAAACGAAGCACUUUAUUCUGUA
Molecule: messenger RNA, 4156 nt
Organism: Pan troglodytes (chimpanzee)
Lineage: Eukaryota; Metazoa; Chordata; Mammalia; Primates; Hominidae
Gene: ZBTB47
Product: zinc finger and BTB domain containing 47
Exons: 6
Coding region: 155-2596 (813 amino acids)
Biological process (GO): regulation of transcription by RNA polymerase II
Cellular component (GO): nucleus
Molecular function (GO): DNA-binding transcription factor activity, RNA polymerase II-specific; protein binding
Source: RefSeq, a predicted model, not a curated record